Molecule: messenger RNA, 1986 nt
Organism: Dissoconium aciculare CBS 342.82
Lineage: Eukaryota; Fungi; Ascomycota; Dothideomycetes; Mycosphaerellales; Dissoconiaceae
Product: glycyl-tRNA synthetase
Exons: 2
Coding region: 1-1986 (661 amino acids)
Biological process (GO): mitochondrial glycyl-tRNA aminoacylation
Cellular component (GO): mitochondrion; cytoplasm
Molecular function (GO): glycine-tRNA ligase activity; ATP binding
Source: RefSeq, a predicted model, not a curated record
AUGGCUACAGACUACAAGACAUUGGCGGGCCAGGAGUUCGAUCGAGCUGCUUUUGAAUCACUUCUUCGACGCAAAGUGUUCCUCUGGCAAUCGUUCGAGCCGUAUGGAGCCACCAAAGGUCUCUUCGACUAUGGCCCUCCACUUGAGACGCUGGAAGCCGAAGUGAUCAACAUUUGGCGUGAUCAUUUCAUUCGACAUGAAAAGAUGAUGGCGUUGAAGUGCUCAAUGUUGACUCCUUACAACGUCCUCAAGACCUCUGGUCAUGUCGACAAAUUUGCCGACUUCAUGUGCAAGGAUCCCAAGACUGGUGAAAUCCUGCGUACCGACCAUCUUAUCAAAGACGUUAUUGAGACACGCUUGAAAGGUGAUCGCGAAGCUCGUGGCGAAAAGAUCGAGGAGGUCGAUGACCCAAAGAAGAAGAAGAAGGCGUCCAAGGCCGCCAAGACUGCCGUCAAACUCGACGACAACGUCAAACAAGAGUAUGAGCACCUGUUGGCAACGCUCGAUGACUGCACUGGUGAUGGCAUGGGAGCAUUGAUCAAGAAGCACGACAUUCGGAAUCCAUCCUCUGGUAACGAAGUCGAACCACCUGUCCCAGUCAAUCUCAUGUUCCAGACUCAGAUUGGUGCUUCUGGCAAGGAGCCUGCCUUUCUCCGGCCAGAGACUGCACAGGGCCAGUUCCUUUCAUUCCAGAAAUUGCUCGAGUACAGCGAUGGUCAGCUGCCUUUCGCCUCAGCGUCGAUUGGAUACUCUUUCCGAAAUGAGCUUUCUCCUCGCUCGGGACUUUUGCGUGUGCGAGAAUUUCUCAUGGCGGAAGUGGAGCAUUUCGUCGAUCCACUGAGCAACAAGCAACACCCCAAAUUCCAUCUUGUAAAAGAUGUCAAACUUCCCCUGCUCUCACGAACAGUCCAGUCUGAGGGCGGAUCAACCCCGGUCGAUAUUUCAAUCGGUGAAGCGGUCGCCUCAAAGUUGGUAGACAAUGAGACAUUGGGCUAUUUCUUGGUUCGCAUUAUGUUGUUCAUGGAGAAAAUUGGAAUCGACAUGAAGAAGCUGCGUUUCCGUCAGCACAUGGCCAACGAAAUGGCUCACUACGCUGCUGAUUGCUGGGACUGUGAGCUGCUCAGUUCUUAUGGCUGGGUCGAGUGUGUUGGUUGCGCCGAUCGGAGUGCUUAUGACUUGAGCGUGCACAUGAAAGCUACAGGUGUUCCACUACAGGUCAAGGAGACGCUUAAGGAGCCAGUACGUGUAGAAGAAUGGGUAGCCCAACUAGACAAGAAGAAAUCUGGCCCUCUUUUCAAGAAGGACGCCGGAAAGAUACAAGCGGCACUCGACGCACUGAGCCAGGAUCAGCGCGAAGAACUUGGUGGGAAACUACAGAAAGAGGGUAGUGCCGAGCUCGAAGUGCCCGACAUUGAGAGCAAACUGGCCAAAUUGUCGCUGGACAUUGUAAAGGUCGAAAAAGAAAGUCGCGUUGUCACCACCCGAGAGUACAUUCCGAAUGUCAUCGAGCCCUCGUUCGGCGUUGGCCGCAUCCUCUACAGUUUGAUGGAGCAUGUCUACUGGACUCGCGACGGCGAUGCUGCACGAUCGGUGAUGUCCUUCAAGCCAACUGUGGCACCCGUCAAAGUGCUCGUCGUCCCGCUGCAAAAGGACGCCCGUUUCGCUCCGCUCAUCGCGCAGCUCGAGCAGCGCCUAGACGAGGACGCCAUGUCAUUCAAGCUUGAUCAAUCCGGUGUCAGCAUCGGCAAACGCUAUUCGCGUAACGAUGAGCUGGGUAUUCCUUUCGGCAUUACCGUCGACUACCAGAGUCUCGAGGACAACACAUUUACUCUACGUGACCGAGACUCUACUAAGCAGGUCCGUGCUAGCCUCGAUCAAAUCCUCGAGGCUGUGGUCAAAAUGGUACGUGGCAAGGAGGUCUGGGCGGAUGUAGAAAAGCGUCUGCCGUCAUUCGAGAGCAAGGAUGAGGACAAGGAAGAGGCGUGA